AUGACAGACGCUCCCCCUCGAGCCUAUCGAGCAGGUUUAGGUCUUCCCCAAGCGGUAAUCAUCAGAUCAAACCCUGGUCCUUCUCGUCCCCUCCACAUCUUCACGGAAGGGAACUCAUCAGCAGAGUCAGAGGAAGGGGAAGAAGCGAUCCGUAAUGCAUAUAGAGGAGUAAUACCAAAAGAGACUACAUGGAAAGAAUGGAAUGUAAAUCCAACAUCCCACGGUCCAGCCAAAUUGGUCCUUCCACCUAAAUUCGUCAUUUCCUCUACGCAGUAUGAUGAAUUGGGAAGGUCAUCAAAUGAUGGAGUAGAUGUAUUGGUGGAUAAAGGGAAGGCUCGAGAUGAAGGAGAGAAGAAAGAGAGUGGGAGGGAUGUAGCGGAUUGGUACAUGAGUUUAGCGAAAAGUAGAAGUGGAAGUGGGACACCUGUAAAUGGAAUAUCUGCCAAUACAGAUACAAAUACGAAUAUGGCUCUGGAAGUCAAAACCAUCAUACAAGAUCCCUCGUUCCAAUCGGUUUCUUCAACAUCCGCUUCCAUUCCAGCCACUGCCUCUUCUUCAUCGUCAACAUUACCAAGCUCAAACUUUCAGAAACCCCUCCGAGUCCAUUCAAGAGAUUGGUUCAUCCGUCGAGCCCUACUUCAUUCCUCAUCGUCCACCCCUGAACCACCGUCGCGUACCACUUCGAUAGGUAGUUUGUUGAAUAUCGACUCAUCCGCGCCGGUGAAAAGACAUUACGAACCUCAGUAUGUGCUUGGACCGGAGAAUAAGGGGUAUGAGAUAUUGAAAGAUCGUUUGGGAUGGCAUGGAGGUGGGUUGGGUAAACCUGAUGGGUGGGAAGCCAGUCAAAAACAACCUCUAGAGUCAGGAUCAUCUGCAUCUGGGUCUUCAGCAGCAGUGUAUAAGAAGGGAAAGGGUAAAGAGGUUUUAGAGAUAGAUGAUAAUGGUCAACCCAUCAUUGAUCUCACUUUAUCCUCCGAUGAAGAUUCUGAUGAUUCCGAAGAAGAAGAAGAAAAGAAAUAUGGACCGGGUCGAACGGCACCUAUACCCACAAUGUUGAAAUUGGAUCGUAAAGGAUUAGGACACACGCAUAAUUCGAGAAAUAAGAAUAUCGAAUCGUUAGCUAAGAAAGUGACUCAUAGUCAUAAAGAGAUUGAAGAUGCCCGGAGGAGAUCACAAUAUGGUAGAGGGAAGGGGCAUGGAAAAGGUCUGGAGUUGGGACAGAAAGGGAAAGUAAAGUGGAAAGAAAGAGAUAAGAAGGAUAGAGAUGAGAGGAAAGCUAUCAAAGCUGCGUUGGGUUGA
This is a messenger RNA of Kwoniella mangroviensis CBS 8507, 1299 nucleotides long. RefSeq lists its product as uncharacterized. The transcript has a single exon. NCBI's taxonomy places the organism in Eukaryota, Fungi, Basidiomycota, Tremellomycetes, Tremellales, Cryptococcaceae. The record is from RefSeq and is a predicted model, not a curated record. Bases 1 to 1299 code for a protein of 432 amino acids.